AUGUAUUCGGAUAGUAGUAGUGGUAACUAUAAUAGCUAUCAGUUAGAUAAUACCCAAAUGAUGCUUGCACCAGGAAAUCAUGAAACUGCAAUUCAUGAUAUGAGUAGCAAUGCUGCUGCAGCUACUGCAUACUGGAAUAGUUCAAAUUUGCCACAACAUAAUCCGUACACUCAAUUUAUGGCUGGCAGUUAUAAUGGAACUAUGUUACCGAUGCAUUCAGCCACCGAUGAUGAUUAUACACGUUCCCUAUCGGUUACUGCCUCUGUUGCAUAUCCGGUUCCGGUUUCCGCCUCUACAACUCCUGCAAAUGGUGAUGUUGUUGAAAUUGGCAAGUUAUACGAUAAUGAUAAUAGUAAUCCGGGUGUUAUGGUACCUCCGCCAAUGUAUUCAACACAUCAUAGUGCCACAUGUUAUCCACAGUAUUUUCCCUCAUAUGUGCCUCCGUUUCAACCUGAUGAUAAACAAAUGCCGGAAAGUUUAGCAAGUUCAUAUUUGAGUGGCGCAGGUGAUAUGAUGAGGCGUGAGGAUGUUACUGCACCUCUUCAUUUCUACGCUCAUUCAUUACAGGUUUACCUAUAA
Messenger RNA from Cercopithifilaria johnstoni, 579 nucleotides. NCBI's taxonomy places the organism in Eukaryota, Metazoa, Nematoda, Chromadorea, Rhabditida, Onchocercidae. The record is from the annotation of a GenBank genome assembly.